Kwoniella mangroviensis CBS 8507 is the source of this 798-nucleotide messenger RNA. RefSeq lists its product as uncharacterized. The transcript has 9 exons. The record is from RefSeq and is a predicted model, not a curated record. Bases 1 to 798 code for a protein of 265 amino acids. Lineage: Eukaryota; Fungi; Basidiomycota; Tremellomycetes; Tremellales; Cryptococcaceae.
AUGUUCAGAUCGAUUUAUGUCUUGUACCUCCUAAUAGGCCUCUUGGGGCUUUCAAGUGCUGCCCUCACAAGGUCAGUCAACGAAAGACCUUUUUGGAAUGAUCUCAAUCGAACUUCUGCUUCACCUCAGAUUAAAAGGUGCUCGACCAAUGCGGAAUGUCUACGCACCGGUCAAUCAUUGAUCAGACCCCACAGGAGAUCAGCUAUAAGGGCUUUAGCUCCUCGUCAAUCUGCAGGGUUCCCUCGUACCUUUACUGCUAUUCAAGUUACGAGUGACUCCGGACAAGAGUACGGCUGGGUCGCAAAUUUUGCGGGUCCUGCUCUGACGUUUAGUAAUAAUACCAACGCGGCUGAUCCAUUCACAUUCACCAUCUCUUCGGCAGAAAGACCAAGUGGUUUCCCCUAUAUCGCUGCUUUGAUGAGCGUACCUGCAGAUGGAACAGAAUAUGAUCUAGAAUCGGGAAGCGUCAGUUAUGCCACCUUAACAGCAGGUUCGAUCGACCAUCCCUCGGGUCCAGCUUACACAGGUCCAUCAGACACUUAUUAUGAUUCUGAGAAUGAAGAACCGGGCAAUUCGGCUGGGACAGAAACCACCCUUUGGGUGGUCGAUCCUGAUACAUUGGAGAUCACUGCUCAAUGGGUCAAUUCGGAUGGGACCGCAGUCCCAGUGGCGAUUGUCUCCUAUCUUCGUAACAAUCUAUUGGUACUUUCUGGAGAUGGACCCGAACUCAAAUCUUCAUUUGGUCAAUACGGAGAAAUCAUGACGCUCAAAUUCGCCACCCUACCCAGUCCGCCUUAG